Messenger RNA from Pseudogymnoascus verrucosus, 2677 nucleotides. RefSeq lists its product as uncharacterized. Lineage: Eukaryota; Fungi; Ascomycota; Leotiomycetes; Thelebolales; Thelebolaceae. The coding region runs from base 626 to 2677 and encodes 683 amino acids. The transcript is spliced from 2 exons. The record is from RefSeq and is a predicted model, not a curated record.
CCCUCCUCUCACAAUGCAUGGUACUGAAGAAUGCACCAUGUCCGGAAACAACAAGUUAUGUAAACACCAUCCCCCUUCCAACGCUUUCAACCUUUGUGCCACCGCUUUGAGAACCCCCCUCUCCCCCUACGCAGCCAUAGCAUUCUUUGUCCCAACAUUCUAGCUUCAAGCAAGGGGUACAUUAACCAGUCGAUCCAUCCUGUUCCGGGUUCACAUCCCCAAUAAUACCGAAUACAGUACUCUCGGUGGCGCCUCCUUGCUAAAUUCUACAUUACUCGGUGCAAGGAGAGAGAGAGAGGCGUUAGGAGAUGGCUUCAACCAUCUUCGCAGCGCCCUCCAAGGCCCAUCCCGGAUCCUUCGCAUGACUGCACGCGGUUCUACAAUCCAGUUCCUCCACAAGUAUAAGUCCAUUCAAUAUUAGGGAUGCUACUGUCUCUCAUGUCUCUCAUGUCUCUCAUAUUGAUUUUCCUUUUAUUAUUUCCCUUCCCUUGCGUCUCCAGAAUAUCAACUAUCAUAUUCCCCUACCCCAUGUUACAGCGUGAAUUUCUUUUUUUAGAGGAGCAGCGAGCAACAGGAUUCCACCAAAUACCAACAACCUACCACACCUUUUUUUUUAACCUGAACGAUGGGUUGCGAAUCAUCCACCCAUCCUCGUCUUCGCGCCGUUUUACCAGCUUUGCAACGCAGGCCACAUGUAACCCGCCGCUCGACGCAAGGUCAAGGUCAAGGUCAAGGUCAAGGUCGUUCCAGGGCAGCUGCAAGCUGGAGCUCGAUGCCGGAAUCUCGAGCUCAAGUUCAAGCUGUCAGCGACGAGUUUGUGAGUGGGAUGCCGCGACCGAAGUGCUAUUAUGGCGAUGAGAUGCCUGGUCCUCUGCCUGUAGCAAGUGCGACUUUUGAAAUCGUUUCGGCGAUGCCGGAAUGCAUGAAGGAAACGAGUUUGGAUCUCCCCGCCUGGGUGGAGAAUACGAAUCGCCAUACACUGAAAUCGGGAGGGGGGGUUGUGGAUGAAGAGCUGGUGCCGUGGAUGCAGAUGCCCCAGCCAGAGCUGUUCAGCGGUAUUAGCAAAGAGCAGUAUAGGGAAACUCCUCUUUAUUCUGAGGCUGGAUCGCCAAAUUUAGCGCGGGCAUAUGUCACAGACGAGGUGGCAUGUCCGCAACCGAGACCGCCGAUAGUUUCGUGGGCGUCAUGGGAGACGUUUGGGUUGGGUGAUAACUUUGCCGAUUUUGAGGCUCUAAUUUCGCCUAAGAGAGGUGCUUCGUCAAAUUCUGGGGCUGGAGAUGGUAGAAGCUACUAUGGCGAUGCGUCUAGAGAGGAUGGAGUCUCGGUAUCAUCGCGGCGGAGUUCGGGUCUCUCCAUCAAAUGCCAAGGCCAUAAUAUCCCAGAACUCGCACCAUUGACAUUUGGUCAAUCAGUAACCCAGCAAGUUGAGGACAGCAUGGUGCCAACCUCGAUGGGUUCGGAGUUUAUGGAUUGGGCUGGGAAUAGAGGAAGUGGUAGAAGUUCGCCGUGUUACUCCGAGGGUGUUUAUGAGGAAUUCGCGACACCGCUAGCACCAGCGAGAGCACGUAUUGUUCACAUAUCGAGAGACAGCUCCCAGUUUCGUACCAGGUCUACAUCUCUAUUCCAACGAGACUCCUCCGAACCUUCGCCGGCCAGAGUUUCUAUGGAUGAAGUGGCAACCCCAGCUCGCCAUCCAGCCUCGCCAGAUACGCCCGAUUCCACGCCCAAAUCCCGCUCAAGGCCAUUCACUCCCUACCCCCACGCCAUCAUCUCCCUCGACACCCCGCCUCUAACACCAACCUACCCCCUCCCCCCCCCAACGCGCCUCCCCCCCCCCCCCCCCUUCGCUCCCACGCCCCCCCUCAACAUCCACCCCCUUCCCGCCCUCCUCCGGCAACGAAAACACAUCUCAGGGUCCACCACCACCGAACUCUCCUCCGAAAUUCUAAACGAUAUCUACUCCGCCACGCGCCUCUCCUCUAUCAAAAAACUUUCCCUCUCACACCCCUGCGUCACCACUAUCCGCAACGCGCGGCGCCGCUGGCGCACUUACGAUGGGCGGUACACCAAUCCCUCCGCCGCCUCGCCAGGAUAUCUGGAUUCCUUGUCCACUUCGCUGUCUUUAUCAAGCGGCAAUCAGAGUCCUGCUCCCCCUUCCUCCAGGCCAGCUUCGUUCCCACCUUCGGAGGUGGGGUCGAAGGAUACGGAGAGUGAGGCUGUUUGGUCGCAGGGACUGGUUACGCGGACGGCGACGCCGGUUACGGAUUUAGAGUCUGAGGCGGGGGAUGCGGAGGGUGCAGAGGGGAGAUUAUUGCCCGAGGCGGAUUUGGGGGCGUUGAGACGGAUAUUUCCUGAGAGUAAUGCGAAGUGGUAUGGGAUAUUGUAUGCGCAUAUUGUGUGUUACAAUCAUGUGAUGGAUUUGGAGCAGGGGACUUCGUUUCAGCAUUUGGAGGUGGACGAGGGGGAUAGGAGGGGGAAAGAGGAGGAGGAGAGUGUGAGGUGUGGGUUGAUUAUGAGAAAUUUGGAGUACUGUGUUAGUCGCAUUAUUUGCCGGAUGAGGGGGAAGAAUGGGAGGAAGGCGGAUAAGGAGGCGGGUGGGGAGCUGAGGGAGUCGCACUUGGUGCUUACAGGCUCGUUGUCGACGUUGAUAAGGUCGUGUGAGGGGUCGAUAAUGUAG